Electrophorus electricus (electric eel) is the source of this 2081-nucleotide messenger RNA. It is a transcript of the gene efna2b, whose product is annotated as ephrin-A2b. Gene Ontology annotation, molecular function: ephrin receptor binding. NCBI's taxonomy places the organism in Eukaryota, Metazoa, Chordata, Actinopteri, Gymnotiformes, Gymnotidae. Gene Ontology annotation, cellular component: plasma membrane. Gene Ontology annotation, biological process: axon guidance; osteoclast differentiation; ephrin receptor signaling pathway. The record is from RefSeq and is a predicted model, not a curated record.
GCGGGGACCGCGCUAAGGAGAGACAACCGCCGGACUCGUAGGAGGAAAGCAAAUAUUGUCAGUUUCGCUCAGCCGAGACUGCUGACUGUGGGAGGCAACGCACGACACUCGGCUAAUACCUGCCGCAAGCAGCCGUGAAGCCGCACAGUCUGAACUUUGCAAGUGAUGCAGUGUCCCCUUGUCCGUGCGUCGUGGCCGGAGAGCGAGUCGGUAAGGGAGCGUGCAACACCUCAAAGACAGCAACUUGCGCCAAAGAACUUCGCUAAGCCAACGGGAAAAGAUGGAACACAGGGGUGCUCUUUAACCUUUGGCUGCUGAAGCAAAGCAGAAACGUCUCGCUCCGGUCGCCCCGUGUCGCUAUGCUGUGCGCUAUCGCCGAGUUGCAGAGAGCGCACAGCGAGACCCUAGUUGCUAGAUUUGUACCGGUUCGCACAACUCCGUUUAACGCGGUGCUGAUUUGAGGUUUCCCUUCACGCAUGCAUGUGGAGUACGACAUUGUGAUCUGGAGGACUGCAGUGUUUGCGAGUUGCUCUGCGUAUGGAUUCUUUUGCCAUUUUGUGUCAAGGCUGAGGAAAGUUUUUCCAAGUUAAGCAACGCGAGGGAAGAAUGGAUUUGAGAGACAAGCGGCUGUAUGUUUGGCUUCCAACAACUGACGCAAGAGUUUGCACGACAUGCAUUUGAGGAACGUCUGUGCCACUUCUCCACUGCCUGGAUUAUAGUGGAUAUGGAAGCAUGCAGUAGGUUCGAAGUAGUGAAGCGGCAGUGAGGUUAACUUAACGCUGUAGUCUGAAUGAACGUGUGCUGAUCCGCACCCAAGCACCGUAGCAUAUCUGCGUUCACUGAGCGUCAUUUCACUUUUCAGACCUGUACAGAUUGAUGGGCGUAGAAUGCAAUGAGUGAAUAUAAGAUCUUUCCAACGGUGCAUGUUCGUGCAUAAGCAUCAUACCACGGACGUUAUUCUUAACCUCUUCUGAAGAGUCACGGGAACAAAAAACACUCGCAAAAACAUCUUCCCCCCCGGUUCGUUUGGAGUGACAGCGAAAGCAGCACAUUUCGUUUGAGCAUAAUGGACAAAAACUGUAUUGCAUAUCAAAUGGAGUUGACACUUUUGAUGGUUGCCCUCCUAUUUUGGGUCACAGUUUGGGCAGACGACAGCAAGAUCAUUUCAGACAGAUACGCUGUGUAUUGGAACAGCACGAAUCCCAGAUUCGUACACGGGGAGUACACGGUGGAGGUGGCCAUCAACGACUACCUCGACAUCUACUGCCCGCACUACGAGGUGCCACUGGCGCCGGAGCGCAUGGAGCGCUACGUGCUCUACAUGGUGAGCUACGACAGCUAUAUCACAUGUAACCACCUCCUCAAAGGCUUCAAGAGGUGGGAGUGCAACAGGCCGCUCAUCCCCGGUGGGCCGCUGAAGUUCUCCGAGAAGUUCCAGCUCUUCACACCUUUCUCGCUGGGUUUCGAGUUCCGCCCAGGACAUGAGUACUACUACAUCUCCUCCCCGUACUCUAACCUUGCUGGGAAGCCCUGCCUGAAGUUACGAGUGUAUGUCAAGCCCACAAAUGACUCAGUGUACGAGUCCCCGGAGCCAUUUUUGACGGACGACACCAACGGCAGCCGUGCACCCGCCCCCUGCCUCUCUCUCGUCCUGCCGGUUCUCUUUCUACUGCUCAGCCCCUCCUAGCACCACGGCCCCGCCCCCGCCACGCCCCCCCAUCGGGUACCAGGCACCCAGCCUCGCAUGCACCUCGCCACUGCUGUUCCCUCUGCUCCAUGCCCCAUCAACCCCCACAGCUCCAGCCGCCCGCCGGCCACACCCGCUAGCCACCCACAGGCCACACCCACCACCUCUCCAGAACUCUCUGCCACCCCUCACGGCGUCUCCACCGACUCCCCUCUUCAGCGGGCCUCUCUUCAUCCGACGCUAAAGGACAGCCGACAAGAAAAGACUGCAGCUCGGAAAAUACGGCUACUCGUGACGCGCGCUAAGGCGGCGGCGUGUCCGCGUCUCCAUGAUGUCGCUGGCGAGCAUCUGAACCCCUGUGUGUUUGACUCGUCCCCGUCUCCCGAGUAGGACC